This is a messenger RNA of Lolium rigidum, 294 nucleotides long. Its product is annotated as aspartic proteinase oryzasin-1-like. Lineage: Eukaryota; Viridiplantae; Streptophyta; Magnoliopsida; Poales; Poaceae. The record is from RefSeq and is a predicted model, not a curated record. Gene Ontology annotation, biological process: proteolysis. The transcript is spliced from 3 exons. Gene Ontology annotation, molecular function: aspartic-type endopeptidase activity. Bases 1 to 294 code for a protein of 97 amino acids.
AUGUGUGACUAUAUUCCUAUCCCUGCGGGAGAAUCAUUCGUGGACUGUGGAGAACUUAAAUUCAUGCCUGACGUCGCCUUCUCCAUUGGGACCAAACUGUUUGUGCUCAAACCCGAACAAUACAUAGUGAAGAUUGUUGAGGGUGAUGAUACCCGGUGCAUGAGUGGAUUCUCAGCUAUGGACGCUCCUCCUUCCAGUGGCCCUCUCUGGAUCUUGGGUGAUAUAUUCAUGAAAGCCUAUCACACGGUCUUUGAUUAUGGAAAUACGAAGAUUGGGUUUGCCGAGACAACAUAG